Molecule: messenger RNA, 1254 nt
Organism: Brenthis ino (lesser marbled fritillary)
Lineage: Eukaryota; Metazoa; Arthropoda; Insecta; Lepidoptera; Nymphalidae
Source: the annotation of a GenBank genome assembly
AUGGAUAUUACCAUGAAAUGGCACUCGGCAUUGUGUGUUAUGAUGCUACUAUCAGGAAAGAAUGCAAGGCCAGAUUCAGCCUUUACAGGCAUCAAUACACUUAUUAGGGAGUAUAUUGGAAGAACGACGAGCUCUGAUGAUUUGCAAACAACGCAAGAUGACUUCAACACUCUAGCACCAGAUUUAACAGAUUCAACAAGAAGAAAUACAGGAGACAUACAUUCUACACUUUUAUAUCAAAACGCACAUAGUACUGUUUCGGAGAAAGCAGACCCCUACAGAGUGCAGCACGCCGCUCUCCCUCGGGGUGUAGCCGUCUACCCGGUACCCCUCAGGGGGUCUGAUCACGAGUUGAUGUUCAACGUUACUUGGGACCCACCUGUUGGCCCUGAGGUUCGAGAGUAUUCUCUAGAAGUCCACAGCUUGACUGACACGAGGGAUUGCCGAUCUAACCUUUGCUACGAAUAUAACAUUCCCGGGGAAUCGCUCUGGAGCGUAAUACCCGCCUUCGCUAGUCCUGUGUCAGAAGGCUGCGCAGUGAGACCGGGCUGUGCUUAUAAAGUUAAGCUAAUCGCCCACCCAUGGGACGGCCAUACAGCCGCCAACAUAAAUGUGGAACUCGAUGAAUGCGUCGCUGGCGUUUGCUCCUGCGCUCACGCACCCCGUCUGCCCGUGCCUAUAGUUGACGCGCAUACUCUAUCGAUACAAGGAGAUUUAUUUGUGAAUAUAACAUGGACUCUACCUCCACCAGAUGAGCCACUUCGCUUACCCCCAAGACUUAUGAAGAAGUAUUAUUUUAUCAGUCUUGGAAAACAAAUGGUGUCAGACGCGCAUCCUGCACCAUGGUUUGCAAAUACCAUAUCCCGUAGAGUGGACGCUACCGGGUUUGUGGUAGUACCGGACGUUCAACAUUGGCAAGUACUGCCAGUUACAGAGAGAAACAGUGAUCGUGGUGAUAAAAGUGAUAAACACAUGGUAAAAUUGCUGGCUAGGGUCAGUUUAGUGGAUGAACGUGGUUGUAUCGGCCAGGCUGGCAACACUACUGCUUACGAUCCAGCGAAGAUAGCGAAAUCAACAGUGGGAACUUUUGCGCUUUGGGCGGCGUUUGGUGGCGCGUGCGUGCUAGCUGUCGUAGUGAUACUAGCAUUUAGUGCGCGAGCAGUGAAACGUGUACUAAACGAAUUCCGCCCAACUUCCGUUUCCGCCCCACUACAACCAAUGGCACACCGACCACUGUGGUUCCCACUUGGCACG